Lactuca saligna is the source of this 1444-nucleotide messenger RNA. The record is from the annotation of a GenBank genome assembly. Lineage: Eukaryota; Viridiplantae; Streptophyta; Magnoliopsida; Asterales; Asteraceae.
GACUUUUUGUUGAUAUGAUAUGAACCACAAUUAAACAAUUCAUUGACGUAAUGUCUCCAUUUAUACCCCACACACCCACAUUUAUACAACCACUAAUCUCUGAAGUUUUUUCAAAAUUGAAAGCAGAUAUGGAGGAUUUUUUCAAGUCUUUGCCUGAAGGUUUCGUAGCAGAAGCAUUGGCACUCACCAGCCCUCGAGAUGUUUCCCGAUUGUCCUCCGUCAAUUCCCUUUUCCGGUCGGCGGCACAGUGGGACAGCGUAUGGGAGACUUUCACACCGCCGGAGUACCUGACUGACACGGCGGACGGUGGUGCAGUCGGAUCGAAGAAGGAGGUGUAUCUACGUCUCUGUGAUCAUCCAAUCAUCAUAGAUGAAGGAAACAAGAGUUUCUGGUUGGAUAAAAGCAGCGGGAAGAAAUGCUACAUGUUAUCCGCGAGACAACUGUCAAUUGCUUCUUCCGAUUCUCCAAAUUGUUGGAUAUGGACACAAACACCAGAAUCAAGAUUCAAAGAGGUAGCAGAACUUAUCAGUGUGAGUUUACUUGAAAUCAUCGGCAAAAUCAAUACUUCAAUCUUCUCCCCUGAUACAACAUACGUUGCUCUUCUUGUGUUCAAAACAACAUCGAAAGCUUAUGGGUUUGAGUACCAACCGGUGGAAGUCUGUAUUGGUUUUCACGGCGACCGGAGUCAAACCCGGUUGGUGUAUCUCGACCCUGAAGCAGGGCGGAGGCGAGGACUCCGAUCAAGGAGACGGAUUGGGAUAUUUAGCAAAGGGGCAUUCGCGAAUUGGGAUGUUGUGCCUCCACCUUCUAAAGAGAAUGGUCCGAAACAAAGAGACGAUGGGUGGUUUGAGAUUGAGAUCGGAGAAUACUUUAAUGGCGGUGGUGAUGCGGCGGAACUGGAGCUGCGUGUGGCGGAGGUGAACGGAGGGAAUUGGAAGACUGGGCUUGUUAUUCAAGGUAUCGAGUUUAGGCCUAAAAAAUUGUAAGUAUUAAUUAAGAAGUAAGAAAGUAGUUGUUGUGUUGGAAAUUAGAAAGCAGUUAGGUUCGAUUUGAUAGUUUCUGUCUGGUAUGGUAAUGUCUGGUAAAAUGCUGUUUGGGAAAGUUUUCUGACUGGAAAAGAAACCAUACUGUUUGAUUGUAUAUCUGAUUGAUUGUGUUAUGAUGAAAAAAAAAGUAAUAAUUCAAUAAAAAAUAAUUUUAAAAAAGUUAUUUAAAAAAAUUAAUAAUCCAAAAGAGGUGGCGUUUGUGUACAAUUGUUUUUCAAGUUCAUUUAGUCAGAAAUAUAUAAUUUUAAGGCUUUCUGAGAAAGAUAUAUAUAACCGGGAAAGAUCUUUUUUUUUGUGCAAAUCAAAUAGUUUUUUCGGUCCAUUCAGACAGAAAGAUCUAUUUGGACCCGAAAAGAUGCAUAUCAAAUGAGGUUUGGUUUAUUGGUAAACAAUGAUUU